This is a messenger RNA of Physcomitrium patens, 4750 nucleotides long. RefSeq lists its product as uncharacterized. Lineage: Eukaryota; Viridiplantae; Streptophyta; Bryopsida; Funariales; Funariaceae. The record is from RefSeq and is a predicted model, not a curated record.
UUCAGGGUUUUCCAUGUGCGAAAGAGAGUACCAAGUGGGUUGAUGAGUUUUGAACUUGUACGUCUGAGCUUCUGGGGAUAAGAAUCGUCUGAGCGUUGGCAGGAGCUGCUACCAUCUCAUUCAGUAUAUCAACCUAGGUUAUGAGAAGUGAAAGGUUAUUAAGUGUUUGUGGUUGUUACGUUUGAAUAGGUUUGCGUGGGCUUGUUGUUGACAUAUUGGAUGGCCAUGUUGGUGGAGUGAAUGCCGACGCAGAGUGUUUGGAAGGAUUUCUGCCGCAAGCCUCUUGGACAGGUGCAGGUCAAAAUUUAAGGAGCUUCCUUGUUUCGGUAAGCAUGGAGUCCUUGCUGUUGCGAGGUUUGGAGUCGACGCUGCGUUACUGGCUGAGAACUUUCAGCAGAGAGCAAUUCCGACUCCGUGGACGUAGCAUCCAGCUCUAUGAUUUAGAUGUUGAUGGAGAUGCUCUCCAUGCGAGCUUAGGGUUACCACCAACAUUGCAGAUAACUGAGGCGCGAAUUCGCAAUCUGGAGCUGAGGAUAGCGUCUAUUACGAACGUACAUAGAGAGCCAAUUGUUGCUGAAAUUGAUGAGUUGGAGCUGACCAUUUCUGAAAAGUUAUACAGUGAUCUCGGCUACAUCCCUGGGGGAUUGCCGUCAAGUUCCUCUGGCGAUGCGUAUGGCUAUGGGUACUCCGACAAGCUUGCCGAUGGUAUGACACUCAGGAUAGGGAGAGUCCACAUGUUACUGGAAACGAAGGGAGUAUCGCAUCAGAAAGGAGCAGCUACAUGGAUUCCCCCGGUGGCUUCCAUAACUAUCACAAAUCUGGAAUUGUUUACAACCGACGAAAGAUGGCAGAUUGUCCCACUCAACCAAGCAAGAGAUUUUUCAAUCAACAAAGGAGCCAUUUACGUUUUCAAGAAACUUUUUUGGGAGUCUUUAUCACUUGACCUGCUACCACCAAAAUCUGAUCAUAUCAGAAGCAAUAGCACGGCAAGCUCCCACCGUCAUGAUAAUGACGAGAGAAUGCAGAGAGGGGAGCGGAUAUUGGACAAAGUGUCAGGAUGCGGUUUUAUUACCGUGCAAAGAACAGAAAUGAACAUCCCUUCUGGACUCGAGGUGCGGAUACAUGUUCCAGAAAUUUUGUCUUCCCGAAUAAGUGAACCAGGUCUGCAGGCUUUGCUACGAUUUGUGACUGGAGUGUUUAUUUGUAUGAGUCGUGAAGAGGCAAACGUACGAAGUUUUCAGUCUGUGGAUGAGGCAGCUCGUACAGUUAUUGUCUUUAAAGUCGAUCAAGUUUUUUUGAGUGUCAAGGAUAUUGACUUUCAGAUGGAAUUACUGAUGAAGAAUUUUCAGUAUGUUCGGGCAAAUGUAGUAGAGCAGAAAAGCAUUAGGGCAAUGACACAGAUCAUGGUUGGAAGCCUCUUUCUGAGAGACAUUGCAGUGCAACCUUCAUGUAUGCUCGUGCAACCAAGCGUUAACAGUAUUGAUCCUAUCGUCAGACCUCCUGUUCCUGCUUUUGCGAGUGAGAAGCAGUGGCCCAAAAUUCAUCCUUUUGAGAGCUGGUUACUGUUUGCGCGGGAAACAACGCCAAUGUUAUGCGUCUACUCUUCUCAAGUUAAACCAUCGCCUGUAGCUCCAGCAUUGGCCACACAGCUAGUCGUGCAAUGUCAACCUUUGAAGAUUGUUCUUCAGGAAGCAACAUGCCUUCGGAUUGCUUUACUCCUUUCAGAAUCAGUUGUUUUGGAAUCUACAGUGAAACUACCAGACAGAUCAUUGCAUGCCGCAUAUUUGACUUUUAAGGAAUUUGAUCUUACUAUACCUGUUAAUGGAGCGUUGAUGGACGAAGCUGACAGAGGAGGACCAUUCACUGGGAUUCGCAUAUAUAUUUCAGGCUUCAUGAUGGCUAAUAGUCCAUUUUUAACCUUCCGGAUGUUAGACCUUGACAAUGAUCCUGCAUGCAGCUCCAUAUGGAAGGGCCAGCCAGUACAUUCCAGCCAUCAAAGGUGGAUUUUGCGAGCAUCAAAUGCAACAAUUGCAUUGGAAACCGACAACUUGGACGACUCGGUCCAGAAAAAUGCUGCUGCUGAAGCUGAUCGGGCGGCAAGAUUAUGGCACUGCGUUGAAAUGUCUGAUCUUGGUGUUGAAGCCGCCAUGCUCUCAGGUGAUGGUGAGCCUUUAAUGACCUUCUUACCUUCGGGGGGAAUAGUUCGAUUGGGACUUUCUUGCAAAAAAUGCGUCGCCUACAUGACAUAUGAGCAAUAUUCAUUUGUUCUAAAACUGUAUCGAUUAUCUGGUGGAGCCGUAGAAGCACUCAAUGAGAUGAGUAAGUCGUUCACAUCUAAAGAUGUUCAAAUGAAUUUUGAAGAAACAAGCUCAAAAAAAUUGCUUGACAUUGUGCCUGUUGACACGGCAGUGGUCCUUAGAUUGAGUUCGCUUGAUUUUAGGUUGCUAGCAACAGUACCUGGCAGAAUUGGUAAGGAGGGUCCAACUUUGGCAAAACUCUUGGGUUGGGAGGUCUUCUUGAGUGUUACCCAUAAGAAGCUGGCUGGGGCAGCGAUGGUUACGUCCAAGCUCCAGUGGCUGGACAUUCAGGUUGAGUGUGUUGAAUUUGAAACAUAUCAAUCAGAAGGAGAGUGCUCAUCAAAGCAAGCUUUGAAAAAUCAUGUUUCAUCCAGUGAAUCAUCUUCAAGAAGCCCUGAUAGCUCGGUUUUGUCAAGUACUAGUUCCAGCCGAGCGUCUAGUACGAAGGGAGAACCUGCAGGUCUCCCUGACAAAGAGGCUUUUCUUGAAGAGCAGACGAAUUUUGAAUCGGCCUCGUACAUUUUGUGCCCUGUGAUCUGGACUGGGAAGGAAAGAGGCAGCAUGGUACCGGUGGAGAGAAAUGUGGGAGAAGACGAGUACAGUGCUCCAAAAACUCCUUUCAUGGAUGUAAAUAUAGAGAUGCUUAUAUCACAGGAAAAACAGGAGACUGAUGGUUCUAAACUGCAAGUGAUUGCUAGAGUGGGUGGGGUAAGGUUGGGAGGAAGCAUGUGCCAGGUUGAGUCUCUUCUACAAAAACAUCAUCUUAUUGGUCCAAGAGGCGUACCCGGGCGCAAUAUCAAGAAGCUCAUCAAGUUUUUUUCUGAUGGUCCAAUAGUAAACAUGUUGAAACCAUAUUCGAUGGAAUCGAAAGGUGCGGGCGUUCCUGCCAUGCUCACCAGCAAUGACAAUCUAUGGCCAUUGGAUAUAUUCCAUAUUUUGGAUCUAGACAUUCAGUUUCUAGACUGGCUAUUUUCUCUUGAAGGCGUUGAAGUUGCUGCUGAUUCGAGCAGUAAAUCUUUGAAGCCUGAGCUGAAGAGUUUAGAAUCUGAUGUCAGUUGGUACGUCACAUUCCGGAGCCUUCAGUUUGUUGGUAGAGGAACAAAAAUUAUGUCGCAGAUAUCAGCGAAAGAUGGGGAAAGAAAGCAUCUUCGCCCUAUGCAAAACCUAACGAUGCGAAUCGAGGGGCUUCAAGCAGUGAGGGAUAAAGCGAAACAUGCGUCUCAUUUUGAAAGUGAAUACUCCGCAACUAAUGCGAUGGGCAUUGAAAAGGAAGAACUACCCAUGAAGAAAACGAAAAAGAUGCCCGACGCAUUACCAAAUAUUUCGAGCACAAGUGGAUGUGAUCUUGAACUGUGCUUGGUUGAACGAGGGAAUGAUAUUGAGACGGACUUUGGCAUGGGGAACUGGUUGAUGGAUAGAUUCCGAGUUGGUGUUGGGGAACCGGUUCAGAUUGAAGGUACAAGGCAAGAAUUGGAGGACCUGCGGGAAAUUUGCAAAGCAGAAAUUAAAGCUGCUCGACGGAUGGCUUCUGCUGUAGUUAAAUUGUUUGAAAGAGAAACCGCCGAUAAGAUAGGUAAUGAAGAUUUGGACUUAAAAUUACCCUUGCCAGAACAGCAGGCAAAGGAGAAAUUUCCAGAGAAUAUUCCUGUUCCUCGUCCACUCAUGCAAACCUCUGGAACGGAAUUUGGGAAAGAAUUUGAUGAAAUGGAGGCUGCAAUCCUUACAUCUCAAGAUUUGUGUGCAAAGAUUAGUCACCAGAUGGGGCAUAUUAAAGAAGACAAAGCAUUUCUAUGCUGGGGGACCAAACUUCGCAGCUCUGCUCCUGUAGAUGAAUUGGCGAGACUGCAAAAACAGCUACUUCGGAUGAAGGCACUGCUCCCGAGCCUCAGGAAUGGAAUAAAUUGAGGUUUACCUUCAAUCGUACCAUCAGCAUUCCACUACUGUAAAUAGUGUACAUAAUCACUACUGUCACAACCGGGUGCAGAUAACAUUUUAUAGUAAUGAUAACAUCGACAGAUCUUUCUGAUUUCGAAUUUCCGUUCCGAUUAAAUGAACCAAAUACGCUGACACAAACUCAUGAACUUGGGAGAACUGCAUGUUCACCACACUGACUUUAACCAAAACUUAACUAUAUACCAGUUCGAGAUAUCGAAUGGUUGUAAUAGAACACAGGCCGGUAUGCUACGAGUGGUCUGCUAUAAUUGAAAAGUGACAAAUUUCAUGGCAAUGGAAAGAGUCUGGAUAGCAUGAUGGACAUGGCACAUUCAAAGCGUGCCUAUUCUGACUGCUGUAUAGAACUAAGCAGUCGAUAGGUUCUCAAUACGAGGAUGUCAAGACGACAAAGGCUUGUCACUGGUAAUAAUAGUAAUAGAAUGUAAGGCACCAAAUGUCAAGCCUUCAGGGGGUUUCUCUUGUAAGCUUGCGCAAUCACUUUAAACUAUAUUCUCGUCUAA